This is a messenger RNA of Botrytis fragariae, 897 nucleotides long. RefSeq names its product putative transcription initiation factor iie subunit beta protein. The record is from RefSeq and is a predicted model, not a curated record. The transcript has a single exon. NCBI's taxonomy places the organism in Eukaryota, Fungi, Ascomycota, Leotiomycetes, Helotiales, Sclerotiniaceae. The coding region runs from base 1 to 897 and encodes 298 amino acids. Gene Ontology annotation, biological process: transcription initiation at RNA polymerase II promoter. Gene Ontology annotation, cellular component: transcription factor TFIIE complex.
AUGUCUUCAUUCCUUGAGAAGCAACAAGCUGCCUUUGCAAAGGGUAUUCAAAAUACUUCAGCUAAGAUUACAAGCAAGCAGCGUCCCACUGCACCAGUUUCAGUACCAUCACCCGCUCCAUCAAACACCUCAAAUACAUCGAAGAGCGAGAACAAAGAUCCUAAACGUAAGAGAGAACCCACGAAUGUCGUUUACUCUCAACCCGCUGCCACCGGUUAUGGAACAGAAGCAUUCACACAAGUCACCUACGUUAUCGAAUUCUUGAAGAAGAAAGAUGAACCCAAAACUUUCCAGGAAAUUCUAGAAUAUUUGAGUCAGGUACACGUCGAGCAGAGUAAGAAACAACUCAUUGCGCAAAUCCUCAGAAGACAUGAUCGAGUUCAAUGGAUCGCAGAUCCUAAGUUGAAGGUACAAGCUUGGGAUUCUGGCACAUUCAAACAUCGACCCAUCAUUGGUGUUCGUAACAAGGGAGCUUUAUUAUCAUAUCUUCAAAACAAACCUGAUGCUCAAGGUGUUAGUGUUAAGGAUUUGAAGGAUGGUUGGCCAGAUUGUGAAGAUGCGAUUAAUGAGUUAGAAAAGGAGUACAAGAUUUUGGUUACGAGAACAAAGAAGGAUAAUCAUGCACGAAUGAUUUGGAUCAACGAUCCUACCUUGAUUCAUCCUGUCGAAUCCGAAUUCCAAGUCAUGUGGCACCGAACGGAACUUCCAAGCGUCGAUGAUCUUGUUCGAAAGCUCCUCGAAAAUGGACAAAAACCUGCCAGUGAAGAUCCAAGUAAGCGUGUCAAGGUAGCUCCAAAGGCAAAGGAAAAGAAGAGAAAGGCUCCAAGAAAGGGUGGUCGCACUACAAAUACUCACAUGGCACAUUUGUUGAACGAUUACUCACAUAUGAAGCGAUAG